This is a messenger RNA of Xylaria bambusicola, 6285 nucleotides long. RefSeq lists its product as uncharacterized. Gene Ontology annotation, molecular function: molecular adaptor activity. Bases 205 to 6045 code for a protein of 1946 amino acids. The record is from RefSeq and is a predicted model, not a curated record. The transcript has 2 exons. Gene Ontology annotation, biological process: anaphase-promoting complex-dependent catabolic process; metaphase/anaphase transition of mitotic cell cycle; protein K11-linked ubiquitination. Gene Ontology annotation, cellular component: anaphase-promoting complex. Lineage: Eukaryota; Fungi; Ascomycota; Sordariomycetes; Xylariales; Xylariaceae.
CACCACUGACGCCUUCGGUUAUCGAUAUCGCAGGCGCGCCUCUUCAAUUCAAUCGCGACCUUAGCCAGUCUAUGAUCCUGCCUCAAGCUGGAACUGGGCUCAGUGAGAACUUCCUACGUGAUACCCUUGAGAAGCCUUGCAUCUGGAGUUUUCGCAUUUUGGCCGGUUGGAAAAUCAGCAUCCAAUGGCUUCAACUCGGUCAACAUGGCUUCGGUGACCUCCCUUGGACUGCACCAACCCACUGCCCUUGACUAUGCCAUUCAGGAACAGCUUUUGCCCGAGAAUCCUCAGCCUUCGUCUUAUGAGUGGGAGAUCACGGUCGAUCACUCUGCUGAUGGCAGCGUCGAGGAUGAGCUGCUGGUGACACGGGAUGCCGUGAUAUGGUCCAGGGGCUGCAUUUUUCGCAAGUGCUUUGGUUUCAAACUCGAGAAAGAGCCUAUAACCCAAGUCUUAUUGACUUAUUUCCCUGUAUCCGAACAAAGGCUUCGUCCAAACCCUGCUUCAGGCAAUCGAGGGAACCAUCAGGCCUUAUCGAGAGCUUUGGUUGUUUUUCUCAAGACUCAAGCUCACAUUUACUUUCUAGAUGGCGCAAGUCAUGUUGUCCACAUGCCCUUCGAGGUUGAAUCUGCAUGCGCUGCUCCUCAGGGUGUGGUAAUUCAACGCAAGUAUCGAGCUGAUAACUCCCUUGCUGCUAGUCUCCGGUUCCCUCGCGUCCCUCCCAAUUCCUUCUUCUCUAACCAGCUUUCCCCUGAAUCUGGCCGAGCCUCACAACUGUCUACUUUCAACAUUGAAGGGCUUGGCAAGCCAAAGGCUUUACCACUAAGGCUCAAUGUACCACCAGGUAAUCUGUGGGGGGGGCCUGAUGAUAAGAACGACUCCCAGUGGCCUCGCCUCGUUAUUUUGACAGACCCUUUGCUAGACCUAGGCUUGAUUGUUGCUCAGCCAGAUCGCACAACCAGGAAACAGGCGAGACGGAAAUCAGAAAAGUCACCGCAUUUCCUCGAUCGCGCUGAAGAGAUCCUCCAUGUUGAGGAAAUUCGGACUGAGAGAUCUAUCCAAAGUCGCGACGACAAGAUAAUACUCGCUGUGACAGCGAACAGGGAUACAUCUAUGUAUACAGUCUGGCAACUCUCCUAUCUUCCAAAUAGCGACUCGUUCGUUGCCUCUCGCAAACCCAAACGAAGAAAGUCGGGGCCUCGUCGUAGUUCUAUGCAACCAGGCCUCCCAAGUGGUGCUACCACUCCUUUACAACCUAAUUUCAAGGAGAGCUUCGGUGCUCCACUUCCUGGGAAACGACCAAGGAAAAGUGAAAGGAUUGAAAAGAAUGAUAGGGCUCUGGAAAAAUUGGAGUCAUCUCUGGGCCUCGACAAAGAAUCUGGUGUGACACGUCGAACGUCCCGUCGAGUCAGCUCAAUGCUCGCCAGAGCUGAUCUAUCGGCAUCUCACGAUAGAACAGGCUUUGUUGAACAGGCCCAAGUGCCACAUCAUUCCCAUGGCAGAAGGGACACAUCAUAUGGUAGCCAGAGAAAUCGCACAAGUGGCCUAUUUACUGGGGCAUCUUUAAAUGCUAGUUAUGGCCAUGGUGCUCAUGCACAAGGGAAUUCCUUAGAGGCGCCUGUUGAUACCUUGUUAGAAGAAUUGCGCGCAGGAGGGGAUUUCGAAGGAUUCCAUAAUAUGGGGCUUGACGAUCAUGAUUUCGAUGGUUUGGCACAGGAGAUACUUUUCACGAAGAUUCAUACAACACCUAUCGACAAUAGUAAUGUGCGGUAUUCCCUCUCAAAAGACCCGGCCCGCAAACAAUCCAAAGUCUUCUGUAUGUCAGGUCCUCAGGCGACCAUUGACGGUAUAACUCGCCAACAGGUUUUGGUUGGAAUACAAGACCCCAUGGAGAAAUGCCUCCAGCUAGUAACGUUGCACUUGCAAUUCCACAAAAUGCUCUUAUCUGAACCAUCUGAGCCCAGUAAGCCAAGCUUCACGUUUGGACGACUUAAAAAGGCACGAGGUGUUCUCGAUUCUUGCAAGAUCAUUGACGGUAGUACAUCUAUGAUUCUCACGCUGUCACAAGCUAACGAUGGCCAUCGACAUUUGAGCAUACAGGCGCCUUGGAGCCAUCUCACCCCUAUCGCGCUACCAAACAAAUUAUCGCUCGCGAAUAUGCGUACCCUUGCCUAUCGUGGUAGCCUAACAGGUAGAGAGGUAGGCAUCAACAGAUCCAUCACACUGGUCAAGGGAGAUAUCACGGGUAUGCGACACCCAAUACUCCAUGGUUUAGUCGAUGUCGUGAGCCAAACUCAGCUCCAUCAAAUACGGAUACAGCUCGAACCUGCAUCUCUCCAGGUUCGUAAGAUCAUAGAGAUUCUUCAUUCUGUCCUGCCAUCACGAUUUGCGGAUCAUCUUCUCGCUGGGUGGUGGGAUGUCAUUACGUGGUUGCGAAGCCAAGACACCGAAAUCGUUGAUUAUGAGUGGUCUGCUAUCGUUAUCCAAAUUCUCGUGAUGUACCUUGCUUUAGGAGUACAGAUAAAACCAGAUACUCUUAAUCAAACGCCUCGGAAGAGAGCACGGAGUUUCCUGAGAUCUAGCAGUGGAGCACGGAUCGACCUCUCCGAUUGGGAUGCGAUGUGUAGUAGCCAGACUCCGGGUUCUCUGACACAUCCGUCAUGGAUGGAGACGAAUGCGUGGCAGUGGAUGAUGGAAGAAGAUGAUUCGCCACAGGCAAUUUUCAAGCCGAGCGUUGAAACUGAACAGACAGAAUCACUCACCUUACAAAUAAAAGCAGCUUGCUCUUAUAUGUCGUCAUAUCGCGCAGACGAUGCUAUUAGACCUCAAGAGUAUUUACCAACUGCCCUGUCAGUUGACGAACGUACCCGGUUCAACCAUGCCCAAGACAUAUUUAUCGGGUUGCAUCUUUUUCAUGAAGAACAAAAGCUAAAUAUCACAAUUCCUAAGACAAACUCCUCUGGUCUUGUUGACUUGCGGGCAAUUUUACUCCAAAUAGCGAGGUGGAUGGGGUGGUCUCAAUGGGUACAGUUAUAUGAUCUCGAGAUGCCUUUUGACUGGCUAGAUCAGUCAGCUGAUAUUUCGAAUAUUCCACUCGCUCUACUGCCACCCGCACCUCCAUACUGGAGCGUACUCGAGUGGAUUGAAAGAGGGCUGUCUCGAGACAAUAAACCACAAAUGGCAAUACCCGCAACUAGUACGACCCAUGUGCUAUCGCAACUCUCUCGAAUCAAGAUGUUUGACAAUUUGUUCCGGAGGCUAGAGACGCAUAGAGAAUCGCCUGCCCGUUUCGUUGAAGCAAUGCACCAAAGUGGGAUCACAAAUCUCGUACUAGAGUCGCUCCCAGAAGCUAUACUUGUUCCCCUUAGAGAUGCAAUCGCACAGUGCCAGCCGAAUCCACCGCCUGGGUGGUCUAGAGGGAUGCUCGAGUUGGUCGAUAGAGCUGAUGUUAACUCAAUACUUUUAUCGUCAACCGGUUAUCGCAACCAUUCGACCAACGUACUGACUCCGACACACAAUGCAUCCUGGGACUUUAGCUCACUCUGUCAAAAUGUCAUGGAGUUCAAUGAUGCGCCAGCAGACGAUGUUGCCGAGAGCGACAAGCAAGCAGUUAUACGGGCCAUCUUCAAAGAUGAUCGACGCCUAGACGAGACCAAGAUGAUGCUCAACACGACAAAACCCCGAUCCGUACGGCUAGACCCGCUUCCAGAAUGGAGCGAGCCAUUCUACCUCGAGCAGCAGAAAGAGAUAGUAACAAGAUUUGCCACUAACACUCUUUCAAUCCCAUCUGGACGCGGUCUCAUGAACUAUGGUCUACGGUUUCCGUUGCUAACACAGAAAUUCCAUAUGAAUGGUUUCGUCUUAAAUUGUACUGUCAAACCGCAAAACGUAAUCGUGGGUGUUGACAAGUCUCUAUUCACAGAGGAGAAAAUUGCGUGGGCUUUCUUUCAUUCUGGCGUUGCGGCUGGCUUGUCCAUCUCCCGUGAUGCUAAAGGAAUUGACACCUCGUGGAUACUUUACAACAAACCAGGAAACGACCUGAACAACCGACAUGCAGGAUUUCUAUUAGCGCUGGGUCUCAAUGGACAUCUUAAAGAUGUAGCCAAAUGGGUUGCCUUCAAAUAUCUGACACCGAAACAUACUAUGACUUCUAUCGGAUUACUCCUGGGCCUCGCAGCUUCUUACAUUGGAACAAUGGACUCCCUCAUCACUCGUUUGUUAUCUGUCCACGUUACUCGAAUGCUCCCGAGGGGUGCUGCCGAGCUUAAUCUCUCACCCCUCACGCAGACGACGGGCAUUAUGGGUAUCGGUUUACUCUACUGCAAUAGUCAACAUCGUCGCAUGAGUGAGAUCAUGAUGUCGGAAAUCGAGCAUGUCGAGGCAGAAGAUGACGAGGAACCCUUGCGCACCGAGUGCUAUCGGUUAGCGGCCGGCUUUGCCCUUGGUUAUAUUAACAUGGGUAAAGGGGCUGACUUGAAAGGACUCCAUGAUAUGCGCAUCACAGAGAAAUUGCUCACGUUAGCUUCUGCAACGAAGAAAGUUGAGCAAGUUCACAUUCUCGAUAGAUCCAGCGCUGCAGCUGUUGUUGCCAUUGCUCUGAUCUACAUGAAGUCAGAAGACCAUAUAGUGGCUCGGAAAAUCGAUGUACCAGAUGCCACCUUACAAUUUGAUUAUAUUCGGCCCGAUAUACUCUUGUUGCGCACUGUUGCGAAGCACCUGAUAUUGUGGUCAGAAAUGAAACCAAGUCAUGAGUGGAUUCGUAAGAAUCUCCCCCGCCGCUAUCACCAUAGAGUAGAAUCACCAACAGCCAUAUCGUUUGAUCAUGUCUCCCGAGGGCCAUUGAAUUCAACACAUCUCCCCUUUCUUACUAUUCUAGCAGGACUUUGCUUUUCAUUAGCCUUACGCUAUGCUGGUUCCAGCAACGUCACUGUUCGGGAUCUAUUACUAUCAUAUUUUCACCGCUUCUACGCACAAUGCAAAGACCCGCAGCCAAAUGCUACUUUCGACUCUAGAUGUGUCCAAGUCGCAGCACGUAUGUGUCUAGACGUUGUGGCGCUGUCUUGUGCAACUGUCAUGGCGGGCACAUGCGAUCUCAAAGUGCUCCGCGUCCUAAGAUCUCUACAUGGACGAAACGAUCCUGACACGACAUAUGGCUCACACAUGGCUGCUCACAUGGCACUCGGCGUUUUAUCGCUUGGGUGUGGUACACAGACCUUAAAUACGUCGAAUCUCGCCAUUGCUUCACUUUUAGUUGCGUUCUAUCCAGUCUUUCCUGACAGCGUGCAAGAUAAUAAGAGUCACCUUCAGGCAUUUCGUCACUUUUGGGUUUUAGCCACCGAUCCGCGGUGUUUAGUUACCAAAGAUGUAGCAACAAACACGCCAGUCAGUGUACCAAUAACGAUUCAACUGAAGAGCUCUUCAAGUCCUGCGGACAGCGAAGUUCGCACAACACCGUGUCUUCUUCCUCCUCUCAGUGAGGUUUCGAGCAUACGGACAACAUCAUCCGAAUUUUGGAACAUAGAGCUUGAUUUCACCGCCCAUCCGGAACAUAUAGAAUCUUUCAAACGCACACAAACUCUUUAUCUACGCCGACGCCCCGUUAGCGAUAGCCCAUUUGCUGCCACUGUAAUUGCCCUCGGCCGAGAAGACGGUAGCUCGAAUUUUAGUUUCGCCGCAAAUGCCGCGCAACCGCUUGAGUGGUUGUUUGAUCAGGUGCCAGCUCUCCAGAAGCUAACACACGCCGAACGCGGCUUAGUGCUCGAUCGUAAUAUAGGAGGUCCUGAUGUCGGUGACGCUGCAGGGACGGUUGUGGAUGCUCGGCUCGUCCUCGAAGAGAGCAUCAACAAUCCUACACGGCAAGACAUGUUAGGACUAAAGGGAUUAUUUGAAUGGGUUGAAUGGAGAGCAGAAAGAACCCAGGAGCAGCAAAAUAAUGGGGAAAUUACUGAGGAGUCUUCGGGCAAGAGUAGGUGGUCAGGUGAUGGCUGGCUAAGAGAAAGCAUUAUUGAGAGUCUGAAGGGCGAUGUCUGGCUUGCAGGUAAAGAGUAGGCUUUUGGCGUUGAUUUAGAGAUAGGUAGCUAUGACUGUAUUCGUCGGUUAGUGAUGGAGUAGUCACGAUUUAUGAUGUUACGUGCUUUCAUUGUAAAUGACUUUGAGAGAUCGCUUUAUGAAUGCAAUAAGAACAGCAACACCUGCAUCCCCAAGUUACGGCACCUGAAGUAGAGACAUAUUGUCAGGUAUUAGUAGGUGCUCUUUGGCGCAAUACAAAACAAAGCCCCUGUUCUUGAA